Messenger RNA from Alternaria alternata, 1785 nucleotides. RefSeq names its product subtilisin-like protein. Gene Ontology annotation, molecular function: serine-type endopeptidase activity; tripeptidyl-peptidase activity. The transcript has 3 exons. Gene Ontology annotation, biological process: proteolysis. The record is from RefSeq and is a predicted model, not a curated record. Lineage: Eukaryota; Fungi; Ascomycota; Dothideomycetes; Pleosporales; Pleosporaceae. Bases 1 to 1785 code for a protein of 594 amino acids.
AUGGCUCCAGUGCUCUCAUUCAUCGUCGGCUCGUUGUUGGCCAUGCAGGCCUUCGCCGAGCCGUUUGAGAAGCUUUUCGAGGUUCCGGAGGCAGGAUGGAAGCUUCAGGGCCCGGCAUCGGAUGCGCACACGCUCAAGCUCCAGAUCGCGCUCCAGCAAGGCGAUACCGCAGGCUUUGAGCAGACCGUCAUGGACAUCUCCACCCCCUCGAACGCAAAGUACGGACAGCACUUUGAGUCGCACGAGGAGAUGAAGCGCAUGCUCAUGCCCAGCGAGGAGACCGUUUCCUCGGUCUCUGCCUGGCUCAAGGCCGCCGGUAUCGAGAAUUUCGAGACUGAUGCCGACUGGGUAACCUUCAAGACCACCGUCGGUGUUGCCAACGAGCUCCUCGGAACCAAGUUUUCCUGGUUCGUCAGCGAGGAGAGCACGCCUCGCAAGGUUCUCCGCACGCUCGAGUACUCCGUUCCAGAUGAGAUUGCCGGGCACAUCAACCUCGUUCAACCGACCACUCGUUUCGCUGCUAUCCGCGCGAACCACGAGACUGAGCGCGAGAUCUUCAGCAUCCAGCUCGCUUCUUCUCCCAACGUCACUGUUAACUGUGAUGCUUCUAUCACUCCCCAGUGCUUGAAGCAGCUCUACAAGAUUGACUACACUCCCGACCCCAAGAGCGGCAGCAAGGCAGCAUUUGCUUCCUACCUCGAGGAGUACGCGCGCUACAGCGACCUUGCCCUCUUUGAGAAGAAUAUCCUGCCCGAGGCUGUGGGUCAGAACUUUUCUGUUGUCCAAUUCAACGGCGGUUUGAACGAUCAAACCUCUGCCGACGACAGUGGCGAGGCCAACCUGGAUUUGCAGUACAUGCUUGGUCUUGCCCAGCCCCUGCCUGUUACUGAAUACAGCACUGGUGGACGCGGCCCGUGGGUCGCUGAUCUCGACCAGCCCGAUGAGGCGGACAGCGCCAACGAGCCCUACCUUGAGUUCCUCCAGAGCGUGCUCAAGCUCCCGCAGAAGGACCUUCCCCAGGUCAUCUCGACCUCGUACGGCGAGAACGAGCAGAGCGUACCCAAGUCGUACGCUCUCAGCGUCUGCAACUUGUUCGCUCAGCUCGGCAGCCGCGGUGUCUCGGUCAUUUUCUCGUCCGGUGACUCUGGUACUGGCUCUGCCUGCCUUUCCAACGACGGCAAGAACACUACCAAGUUCCAGCCCCAGUACCCCGCUGCCUGCCCCUUUGUCACCUCGGUCGGCUCGACCCGCUACCUCAAUGAGACUGCUACUUUCUUCUCCUCCGGCGGCUUCUCCGACUACUGGAAGCGUCCCAGCUACCAGGACGAUGCUGUCAAGGCCUACUUCCACAAGCUCGGCGAAAAGAACAAGCCCUACUUCAACCGUCACGGUCGCGGUUUCCCCGACGUCUCGGCCCAGGGUUUCGGUUACAGGGUUUACGAUAAGGGUUCUCUCAAGGGAUACCAGGGUACCUCCUGCUCCGCUCCUGCUUUCGGUGGUAUCGUCGCCCUCCUCAAUGACGCACGUCUGAGGGCCAAGAAGCCUGCUCUUGGUUUCUUGAACCCCCUGCUGUACUCCAACCCUGAUGCGCUCAACGACAUUGUUCUUGGUGGUAGCACUGGCUGUGACGGCCACGCACGAUUCCACGGCGCACCUAAUGGUAGCCCUGUCAUCCCAUAUGCCAGCUGGAACGCUACUGCGGGAUGGGACCCGGUUUCCGGAUUGGGCACUCCCAACUUCCCCAAGUUGCUCAAGGCUGCGAUGCCUGCUAGGUACAAGGCCUAG